AUGGAUCGAGCUUCUCAUCUCCUAGACCCAUCCUCUGCAAUGGCGGCCAUCACCAAGCACAAGGUGGAGGCAAUCAAGCUAGCUCGUGAACAAGGAGUGGCCGUCCGAGAGAUGUGUCGUCGUGCGAAAACCGAGGUCCCACCAUACGAGUUUGAAGAGUUGAUAGGCAAAGGUGCCUAUGGUCGUGUUUAUAAGGGUCACCAAACAUCAUCAGGCCAGCUAGUUGCUAUCAAAGUCCUAGAUAUUGACUCGCUAGACUACAAGUCACUUCGAGAUUUCAGAGAUGAGUCGAUAAAGGAUUUCAUCCAUGAAACAAAGGUGAUGAAGCAAGUGAAGGAUUCCGGUGCCAAAAACAUCAACGAAAUCAUUGAAGCCAUCUCAAUUCACUCUCAGUUGUGGCUAGUCUGCGAGUACUGUCCCGGUGGCAGUGUCCGUACCCUGAUGCGUGCAACAAACGACAAGCUCGAUGAGAAAUACAUCAUUCCAAUCGCUCGUGAGCUGGCUGUUGGACUUCAUGCCAUCCAUGAAGCUGGAAUCAUUCAUCGCGAUGUGAAAGCUGCAAAUAUCCUUAUUCAUGAAGAGGGUCGUCUGGAGAUCUGUGACUUUGGUGUUGCUGGUGUUCUCCAAUCACAGCGAGACAAACGAUCCACCUGGAUUGGAACACCACACUGGAUGCCACCAGAGAUGUUUGCAACUCGUGGAGAGGCCCAUCAAUACGGGCAUGAGAUUGAUGUGUGGGCGUAUGGGUGCACACUGUUCGAGUUCGCCAACGGGAAUCCGCCAAACGCAGGCCUGCGGGAACGAAUGCAAAUCGGUCGCCAACUAAAUCGCAAGACGCCAUCACUGGACAGCGAUACAUACAGCCAAGGCCUGAAGGACCUUAUUGCCUACGCCCUUGACUCCAAUCCGUAUACUCGUCCCACCAUGGCAGAUAUUCUUGCUCACCCGUACAUUGCCGAUACGGAGGAGGCAUAUCCGACCGCCUCCGUGAGUGAGUUGGUGAGAAACUACUACCAAUGGUCCCAGCGAGGAGGCCAGCGAAUCUCUUUGUUCCAUCCAGGCGGUGCCGCGGCAGCUGAACUCCCAGGUACCGAGGAGUCAGAAGAUGACUGGAAUUUCAGUACAACAGAUGGGUUCGAGCGAAGAUUCUCCGUUAUUGACCUGGAUGAAAUUGCGGCCUCGCUGGCGGAGAUGGAGCAAUCCAUCAGUCCUACCGAUGCUUCUCCUGAGCUGGACAUGUACGAACAGUUUUCCGGGGACGAUCUUAAUUAUGAAGAUAAGGCCAAUUUCGAUGAACGUGUGCGCCGAGGCGCAGCGGCACUGGAAUGCCUGUUUGAUGAGGAGAAGCCCAGCUACAAAUACGAAACAAAAAAUGACUUUGUCCCCAUCGAACCCGAGCCCACUUCAGAUCUUCCCCUCCGUGCGGAAACAGAUCGCUCUUCUGUCACAUCAACUUUUCUCGAUAUCGACAUCGGGUCAUUCGAGGCCUCACACUACGCAGCAGGAGCUCCAUCUGCGCAACCUUUCCAAUUGGUCGAUGCGAACACUAUCCGCGCGACCCGCUCCAGUCUCCGAUUGAACAGGAGCUCCUCUGAGAAUAGCUCAAAGUCGUCUGAUAGCGGCGCGGAUGAUGAUCAAGCCUUAGAAGAUACAUUUGUGCCGUCUGGUCCUCGACCUCCCACCAUGGACUGGAAAUUCCCGUCAUUCGUUCAAGACGAAGAGGAAAAGCCGAAAGAAGAGGAAGAGGAAGUUCCUCCACAUGAGCCCGCAACAGAGGAGUCUUUCCAGGCUGAAAAGCGAGCUACCAUGCAGUGGACAUUCCCAGUCAUGGGAUCUGUGCCCGAGAGCCAAAGCUACGACGAUCGACAUGACACCCUCCGGGCUCCGCUGCCUGAGGUUCAACCUCCGCCGCAGUCGCAGCCACAGUCAACAGAUGAACCAGGUGAACCAGGUGACUCACGUCCUUCGACCGCGGCAUCGUAUACCUCUGAUUCAGAUUACGAUCCCUUCCGCUUCGAUCGUCCCACCACCCCACAGGACGCAAACUCGCUUCGUCGCAGUCAAUUCUUUGACACCGAACUCCCCGCGAUGAUGGAUUUAGCCGGUUAUAGUGAAGAUGAGGCUUCCGGGGUCGAAGAUGGCCCCGGUCCCGACGAAGAUGGCCCCGGGCCAGACAAAGAAUCUCACCCUGCAUGGAACAUGCACUCCAGGGUUUCCUCAUACGAAAUUAGUAUGACAGCUUUACCCACGGCCGUUCCAAUUCCCCCAACGCCCACCUCGGUGACUUCGGGCCCAGUCUCAGAACCGGGAUCUCCCGUGUUCGAAACCGUACGAAAUGCAAGACACGACACGCCUGAAGUCCUCAUGUCACAGCCAGAAGACAAGGGACCAAUCCCCUUCCCGGCUCUCAAUCCCCCAAGUGCGGCGAGUCUGAUGGAGGGUAUGGCUGAUGGUGUGGUGACGGCAGAACUUGACCGUUUGCUGGGUGAUUUCCUGGAGUCGCUUUCGGCUACUGGCGAGGCAUUGUCACGGGUGGAGAUCAAGCAUGAGACGAAUGGUGUUCAGGUUGUUGAGCAGGUCUAG
Messenger RNA from Penicillium roqueforti, 2583 nucleotides. RefSeq names its product putative serine/threonine protein kinase. Gene Ontology annotation, biological process: protein phosphorylation. The record is from RefSeq and is a predicted model, not a curated record. Lineage: Eukaryota; Fungi; Ascomycota; Eurotiomycetes; Eurotiales; Aspergillaceae. The coding region runs from base 1 to 2583 and encodes 860 amino acids. Gene Ontology annotation, molecular function: ATP binding; protein kinase activity. The transcript has a single exon.